GCUCCAAAACGAACUUGGCGACUCUCCCCCCGACCCUCACCCCCAUCGCCCGCCGCCUCCGGCCUCCCCCGACCGAUCUCGCCGUCGCCAUGGAGGACGACGACGAGUUCGGCGACCUCUACACGGACAUCGUCCUCCCGACGUCCGAGCUCCCGAGGCCGCCGCCGCCCGCCGAAACCCCGCCGCGCGCCGCCCCGGCCCCAAACCCUAAUUCCGCGCCAGCCCCCGCGUCGGCCGCGGCAGCGGCGGGCGACGAGGAAGACGACGACGAUGACUGGCUGCUCGGAGGGGGCGACCCCCUCGCCGGGGUCGACCCCACCACCGACUGGGUCGACGAGGACGACGAUGGCGGCGCGCCCCCCGCCGUGAAGCGCGAGGUUGAUGCGAAGCCGCCGGCCCCCGCCGCGGAGGAUCCCGAUCCGCUCAUGGGGGUCGGCGCGGACGACCCCGGGGCGGCCAUCCCGGGGCUCUCGUCCUCGGCGGCGGCCGGUGGUGCUGCCGGGAGCGACGACUGGGAUAGCGACAGCGAGGACGACCUCCAGAUCGUGCUCAACGAGACGGACGGACGCCGGCGGCUCGGGGAGGACGAAGGCGACGACGAGGACGGGGAAGACCUCCUCAUCGUCGCCGAUGGACCUCACAUCCCCGGCAUGGAGGAGCAGGAGUGGGUGGAGGACGGGACAGCGGCUGGGCCCGAGGGAGAGAGAAAAGAGGGCGGUGAGCCUGGGAAGACGGGCCCCAUGCCUGGCGGGAGGAUCGGGUACAGUGGCGGCGGCCCGGGGUUCCACCCGCAGCACCAUUCCAUGUUCAAGUAUGUACGACCUGGCGCUCCAACCGGUGGGGCUCCUAGUGCUCCUGGCCAAUUCCGUCCACCUGGACCCCCGGGACCUUUUUCUGGUCGAGGAAGAGGAGACUGGCGGCCUGGUGCUGGCAGGGGCAUGAAUAAAGGUUUUCAUUCAGGCUAUGGAAUGACUCCAUGGGGUGGUUCUGGUCGUGGUUUUGGUGGCGGACUAGAUUUCACACUUCCUCCUCACAAGAUAAUUUUUGAUAUUGACAUUGACACCACAUUUGAGGAGAAGCCAUGGAAAUACCCUGGUGCUGAAAUUUCAGACUUCUUCAACUUUGGGCUUGAUGAGGAGAAAUGGAAAGACUACUGCAAGCAACUGGAUCAAUCACGAUUGGAGUCCACAAUGCAAUCUAGAAUACGGGUGUACGAGAGUGGGCGCUCAGAACAGGACUACGAUCCAGAUUUGCCACCGGAGCUAGCUGCUGCGGCUGGCCAUCAUGACGUUUCUGCUGAUAAUCGGAAUAAAGUAGAUAAUGGACAUACAGAUUUCAGUGCCCAAGGGAGAGUUCCUACAAGCAACCGACCUGCAGUGAUGACGGGCAGACCUAUACAAGUUGAAACUGGUUAUGGAGAACGUUUUCCGUCUGCUGAUACACGUACAGCUCGAAACCGUGAAUCAGAUUCUGUUGUUAUAGAGAUUGUAUGUGAGCCUCCGGCAGAUGAUCCAGUAGUUGCUGAUAGUUCAGUGGAUCAGUCUGAGAAGGAUUCUCAAGGAGGUAAAAAAAGCAACGGUGUUGAGGAGAGCGAGGUCUAUACACCAGAGAAGACGAACAAUUCUUCUUAUAAUUCCUCUCUGGGAAAGGCAGAACAUACCAGAAGGUUGCCUGUCUCAUCUGAAGGUGAUAUGCUCACAUCAGAUGUUCAGGUCCGUUCCCCGCCGAACUACAAAAUAAGGGGCUCUCCUUCUCGUGGAGUAAGGUUGAAAGGACGCUCUCAGGGUGUAAACCCUAGCCGAGAAGCUGAAAGCUCCAAUGAAGUACCUCGCAAAACAACAUCCUCAAAGAGACGCCGUGAUACCCCGAGAGAUAGCAAACCUGUUGAUGACUCAGAAACUAAGGAUGGCUUAAAACGGUCACCUACUGUUGCUGAUGAAACGACAGACAAGCUGAGCACAGAAGAUCAAUUUGCUGAUAAUGAUGAUAGGCUUGCUUUGGUUGAUAGUGCUGAAGUGGAUGCUGAUGAUGCUAUCUCAGAACCUCACAUGGCUAGCGAUACGAAUGAGGAUGAUAACGAGGAUCAUUCUAGUAAAAGGCAGAAGAUCAUUUCUAAGGUUGAGCAGCCCCCUGGACUCAUUAAUAGUAGUGAUCAAGUCGAUUUGAAGACACUGAAUAGUGAAAACAGUAGAGGAGUGAGGUCUGGUAGCAGCAAAGAUCAUCAGAAACGCCUUGAAUCUGGUGAAGAAGUUCUGCAAGAUAGGCGGUCCAGGCGUGUAAAUGAUGUGAGAAGGCAUCAUGAUGGAGAAGAACGCGAUCCCCGUCGAAAGGACGUGUCUGCUCGAGACGUCAAACCUGAAAUAGAAAGGACACAUUUGGCUUCUAGAGGUAGGGAUGAUAUCCACCAUCCUUACGGGAACAGAGAUCGGGACAUACGCGGUAAAAGUUUUGAUAGGGUAAGAGAGACUGAAAUUUUGCAGAGGAGAGAAGACAGCAUGCACAACAGAAGAGGCAAGGAGGAAGAUUUGAGACUCAACUACAAUGCUGAAGUUGGUGCAAGACAUAGAAAUAAGUUGAGACCUAUUGAUAGGAAUGACAGGGAUGAAGAUCCUCAUCCAAGGAAAUUGCUGGAUGAUGGUGACUGGAGGGGCUCUAGACAAAGAGAGCGUGGUGAUAUGGUUUUGAAUAGUCGUGAAAGUUUAGAUGAUUCUCAUAUCAAGAGAAAGAAAGAUGAAGAGAACACCAGGAGAAUGAAACCUGAGAAUGAAGAUGCAGUCCACGGUUAUAGAGGAAGGGAUGAUCCAAACAGAAGGAAGAGAGAACGGGAUGAUGGAAUUGAUCAGAAAAGAAGAGACGAUGGUGUUAGGAUGCGGGAGAAGGCUGAUGAUCGUAGUAUUGUGAAGAAUAAAGAGGACAACUUGCGACAGAGAGAAAAGGACGACAGGCAGAGGCCUAAGCAUGAAAGCACACUGCUCCUUCAGAGAGAAGAAGGCAGAGGAACUGGUCGGGGUGGACGGGUUAUGGAUGACAAAAUUGUCGGUGGUGGUAGGAAGAAGGAUGAAUCAAGAUCUGCAUUGUUGAGCAAAGAAACCCUAGAGCGCAACAAACAAAAUGAGCCUGGGAGGAGAGGUCAAGGUGCAGAAGAAAACAGCACACAGAAUAAAGGGCGAGCUGAUGUGCGUCCACGUGAUGACAAUCCAAAUAACAAUGAAAGGAACUCCAGACAAGAUAAAAUAAACAAGAUUCAUGACAAUAAUCGUGUAUCUAGCAGUUCUGAUGCUCGCCAGGCUAGUAGGGAUAAGCCGAGGGAGAGCACAAGAAAGGGCAGAGGCUCUGUGCCAAAUGAGCAAGAUCUUCACAGAUCUAGCAAGAGAAGACGGGAAGACCAUGAAAGCCAUCGUAGUGGGAAGGUUGAGGCGAAAGGAGGGAGGGAGCAACAAAAUGGUAGGGAUCAUGCUACAUCAUCCAAAACGAGCAAGAAUCCUCAACAACAUGAUUCAUUUGUGAAACAAGGGGAAGAAGAAGCCAUGUCAGAUGAUGAGAACACCGAUGAUUCAAGAAGGGGUCGGUCUAAGCUGGAGCGAUGGACAAGCCACAAAGAGAUUGACUAUAGUACUAUUGAUAAUGAGACCACACAUGCAUUUCCUUCCAUCAAAGCUGAUGUUCAACUCCCCACUGCUGAUGCGUCAGGUAAAUCUGAUGUUCCUGCUAUAGUUGUCAGUUCGGACAUGAAGAACAGUGGUGAUAAUGGGCAAGCCUCUGAGAUGACGGCUGAAGAGCGUGACCGACAUCUAGACACGGUUGAGAGGCUCAAGAGAAGAAGCGAACGAUUCAAACUUCCCAUGCCUGGCGAGAAGGAGGUACCCCAGAACAAAAAGGUUGAUGCUGAAGUGCAGACUCCCCAGAAUGAAUUGCCUGCUGCUGAUGUUGAAGUGAAGCCUGAGCGGCCAGCUCGCAAGAGGAGAUGGGCUGGGAGUUGAUUGGAAGUCAGAAACAUAUAUCCUCAUCUGAAGAAGUGGCGGCACAGCUCAUGGAAGCUGGAAACAUAUCGUCAUCUGAAGAAGUCGCGGCACAGCUGAGCUCGCGCAAUGCUUUUCUCUGUUACAACUGAAAGUUGAACUGAUGUAUGAUUUGUACUGUAUAACUUAGAUCUGUAACUGUAACCAUACAUACAUGUUCAUUUGUGGCCGGGGACCUGGAUACUUCAUUUGUCUUUUCCGAUUCCUCCCCUCAUUUGCGGGGAUCGGAAAUGUGUGGCACUGGUGCCACCAGACUCCGGGUAGCUAUGUGUUCUUUGUGGGAAACCUUGGAGGUUUCCAGCUUCAUCUGCCACCCAAAGGAGCCAGAAGGCACUUUUGAAGCUGGCGUGGGGAUGCUGCAAGGCGCCUUCUUAUGAGCCACCAUUGGACACUGGAUUUUGCAUCACUCUUCUACUGGUGUUACUUGAAAGCUUUUGUUUGUGGACCAAGAAGAGCUGGGGAUCUCAGGAGUGCUCCGAGUUAUGACAUCUGCUGUGUAUGUUUGAUAUUAUUAUGUGUAUGUACAUUAUGAUAAUCUCUUGGACUGGUGUGCAUAGGAUGCAACAAGAUAGAUUCUAUAGUAGAAGUGCAUGUUGCGGUGAAUGUCGUGGACAAUGCAUGCGAUAAUAUUCUAUACCUGUAGACAGUGGUAGGUAAAAAAAGGUUAUAUGCUUGUUUAGCUUCUUUUUUUAGCGAUGUACAUGUAACUAUGUCGUCAGGAGUUUUGCCUAUGAAAAAACUGACUUUAAGAUGCCA
Aegilops tauschii subsp. strangulata is the source of this 4775-nucleotide messenger RNA. Its product is annotated as FIP1[V]-like protein. Gene Ontology annotation, biological process: mRNA processing. Gene Ontology annotation, cellular component: nuclear speck. The record is from RefSeq and is a predicted model, not a curated record. Gene Ontology annotation, molecular function: RNA binding. Lineage: Eukaryota; Viridiplantae; Streptophyta; Magnoliopsida; Poales; Poaceae.